Messenger RNA from Durio zibethinus, 1858 nucleotides. RefSeq names its product BSD domain-containing protein. The record is from RefSeq and is a predicted model, not a curated record. NCBI's taxonomy places the organism in Eukaryota, Viridiplantae, Streptophyta, Magnoliopsida, Malvales, Malvaceae.
GAAGUUCUUGAAAAAAGAGAAUCUAAAAGGAAGUCUAGAAGGGUGAGAAACGGUGACGUGUGGAGCAGGUGUUAACUGCUAAAACGAGCGACCUAAGUAUAUCCAAAAGCAGAGCGAAAGAAGAAACAAGUUAAAAACCUCUCCAAAAUCCAAAUCCAUAUACUUUUACCAAACAACAAUGGUUAGAUAAUACAUCACAGCCCCUCAGCCAACCAACUCUAUCACAGCCGUCGCCACCGCCAAGCUCUUCUUAAUAUAUAUAUUUUUUAAUUUUACUAUUCUACAGAACAAUACAAAUUUUGCAGAAAUUGCCAACAGAAAAGUGAAGACUGAAAGAACAACAACUCCAUGCUAUUUUUUCUCUCAAGUUUUACCUAAAACCAAAAACAAAUAAUACUAAUACUAAUACUAAUACUAAUAUUCCAUAAUGUCUUGGCUGUUGAAGUCUCUCCAAUCCGACGUUUCUGAUUCGCCCACGUCUUCACCCGAUCACAGUCCCACCAACCGAAGCGGCGGCGUCAAGGAAGAUCUUUCCGUUCUUGGGGAGACUAUCGGCCGCCAACUACGCGGCGUCGCUGCCUUCUUAGCACCACCUCCCUCUUCCCCGCCUUCCGGUAUAGCCACCCAGCAACAAGAAGAAGAAGAAGAAGCAGAAGAAGAGGAAGAGCAGCCGUCGCUAGUGGGGAUCCGCAACGAUUUGGCGGAGAUCGGAGGAAGCUUCAAGAGCGGGCUUUCGUUGUUGUCAAGUAACAAAGCGGUGACGGAGAUCUCCAGAUUCGCUUCGAGUUUCUUGCAGUUCCCAAAUAAUGAUGAUCAUGCUGAUCAUGAUGAAGAUGAAGAUGAUGAUGACGAUGAUGGAGUUCCUGGAAUUACGGAAGAGGUGGUUGAGUUUGUUACAGAAAUUUCCAACCGCCCAGAGUUCUGGAUUGAUUUUCCUCUCUCACUAAAUAACGAUUUCAAAAUGUCUGAGACUCAGAAAGAGCAUGCUGAAAAUAUUGAACAUCUAGUCCCAAGUUUUGAAGCUCUUAAAGUUAACCUUCAGCAUAACAUUGGAGAUGAAAGAUUUUGGAUGAUAUAUUUCAUAUUGUUGCUUCCAAGACUGAAUGACCAUGAUUUUGAGCUUCUCGCAACCCCUGAGGUUGUUGAAACUAGAGAUUCACUUCUGCAGAAGCUGCAAAACAAUAAGAGUGCACAGAUUGAAAGUAGUAGUCCUGAUGCAUCUCAAGAAAGUGGCAAGGUUAGUGAGACAAAACGAGAGAAUGUCUCCCCUGAGGAAAAGCUCAGUGAAAUUGUAAAUGCAGUAGAAGGAUCAGAGAUUGCCGUUGAAGAGAAGGCUGAGCAAUGGUUGGAAGAAGCAGAUAUUUCCAGUGGAAGUUCUUUGAGUGUCAAGAAAAACCGGGUACCUGAAGAGGAUGUUUCGUUCAGUGAUCUGGAAGAUGAUGAUAAUUAUAUUUCCAAUAGAGUAUCAGUGCCUAAAUCGACAGAGCAUGUCAAAACUUCUUCACCUAGUGGUUCCAAUGACUGGGUUCAGCUGAACAAGGGACCAGAAACUCGUGGUGGAUUGCAGAAAGCAGGCAAAUCAAAUUCUCGAGAUAAAGAUUCUGAAGGUGAGUCGUCAAAUGAUUGGCUCACUGAUGAUGAUUUCGUCAAUGUGGCAGGUGGCAACUGAUCUUCUGAUUGCUGUAAGUUUCACAAAUCCUUUCUUCACCCUAGAAAUUCUGUACUUAUGGAAAUCAACCUAUCACAUAAUUGUGUUUAAAUUAAUAAUUCAGUCAAAUUGCCUUACUGUUAAUAUUUGUACAUAAUUGAUAUUGGUUUGUAAAUCGAAGCUGCCGACUUUAAUGCGUUGGUUCUUUCA